This is a messenger RNA of Diaporthe amygdali, 7518 nucleotides long. RefSeq lists its product as uncharacterized. The transcript has 3 exons. The record is from RefSeq and is a predicted model, not a curated record. Bases 1 to 7518 code for a protein of 2505 amino acids. Gene Ontology annotation, molecular function: oxidoreductase activity; 3-oxoacyl-[acyl-carrier-protein] synthase activity; fatty acid synthase activity. Gene Ontology annotation, biological process: fatty acid biosynthetic process; secondary metabolite biosynthetic process. NCBI's taxonomy places the organism in Eukaryota, Fungi, Ascomycota, Sordariomycetes, Diaporthales, Diaporthaceae.
AUGGUCCACGAGCAUAAUCUGCUGAGGUUCAGUGAGACACAAACAGCAGAUAUGGAUCGAAGAACCGUGGUGUGCGGCAUGGCCUGUCGCGUUCCAGGCGCGAACAAUCCGAGCCAGCUGUGGGAGAACCUCAUGAACAAGAAGGAUGUGCAAAGACAGGUUCCAGAUGACCGGUACAGGUUCAAUGUCGACACAUGGUUUCACCCUAAUCACUCCAACAAAGGCACAAUAAAUCAAAAGCGAGCCUACUUUCUUGACCACCCUGUCACAGCGUUUGACGCAGGAUUCUUUGGUAUCUCAGGCAAAGAAGCAGAAUCCAUCGACCCGCAGCAGCGGCUGCUACUGGAGGUAGCCUAUGAGGCUCUGGAGGAUGCAGGCAUCACUCUUGACGAGAUAGCUGGCACGCAAACGGCGGUUUUCCAGGGCAGCCUAAGCAAUGACUACGGCACGCUGCUUUGCGACCAGGCAUACUAUCCCUUGCACAGCAUCACCGGGAUAGGUGACGCUAUGCAAGCCAAUCGCGUGUCGUACUUCUUCAACCUGAAGGGGCCAAGCAUUGUGGUCGAUACAGCCUGUUCUAGCAGUCUGGUAGCUUUUCACCUAGCGCACCAGAGCAUCAUCAGUGGGGAGUCCGACUACGCCAUCGUGCUUGGCUCUGCGCUUUAUUUUGACCCAACCACUGCCAUCGUCUUGUCAGAUAUGGGCUUCCUCUCAUCAGACGGACGAUGCAGGUCGUUCGAUGCGGAUGGUAGUGGGUAUGUCCGAGGUGAAGGUGUUUGUGCAGUUGUCAUCAAGCGGCAGUCCGAUGCUGUCCGCGACGGCAAUCGCAUCAGGUGCGUCGUCCGCACGACAGGGUCCAACCACGACGGCACUAAGAAGGGGCUGACGGUGCCCUCCUCCGAGGCGCAAGAGGAAAUGAUACGCCGAACCUAUCAGCUUGCGAACCUCGACCCCGACGACACGCAUUUCUUCGAGUGUCACGGCACAGGAACCAAGGUUGGCGAUCCGAACGAGACCCGUGCCGUGGGCAACGUGUUCGGGACGCAGACCAGGAGUGAGGAUCUGGUCAUCGGCAGUAUCAAGAGCAAUGUUGGUCACCUAGAGGGUGCCGCUGGGUUGGCAGGUUUGAUCAAGACGGUGCUGGCCAUCGAGAAGAGCAGCAUUCCACCUCAAAUGCACUUUGAUAGGCCGAAUCCCGAAAUUCGGUUCCAGGACUGGAGACUGAAGGUCCCUACAGAAAUUCUGAGCUGGCCAGACACCAGGGGCAAGCCAAGGCGGGCGAGUUUGAAUUCCUUUGGAUACGGAGGAGCGAACGCCCACGCAGUGCUGGAGAGCGUUGAAGAAGUGACAGAAAGCUCUGCCCCGGCUGUGAAGGUGAACGGGGCGCCACCGGCUAAAGCUCGACCUUUUCUGGUCCCUAUCUCAUCCCACACAACCGAAACAGGCGAACGUCUGAAGGACGCUCUCCGGGAGUAUCUCACGGUGCGAAAGGAUGGCAACACAAAUAAAACAAACCUUCGCGACCUUGCUUAUACCUUCUCAGCUCACCGCACGGUGCACAAAGUUCGCUCUUUUGCUAUCGCGGCCUCCGCUGAUGAGCUGGUCGCCGAAUUGGAGACGGCUCGUGCUUCAUCAGAAUGGAAAACAGCCACAACACGCUCGUCACAUACAAUACCCCGAAUCGGCUUCGUCUUCACAGGUCAGGGUGCACAAACUUGGGACAUGGGCCGGCAACUCAUUGAGUCCCACCCGCCCUUUCGAGCCACACUUGACAAGUGUGAUGCUGUACUGCAAAGCUUGCCUGGUUCUGAUAGACCGGACUGGUCUAUUGUGCGGGAGCUACUGGGACCACAGGACCCCAAAGACUCUCGCCUCAGUGAGACACGGCUCUCACAACCGAUCUGCACAGCUCUUCAGAUUGCUCUGGUGGAUUUGUUGCGAGCAUGGGGAAUCAGACCGAGGGCGGUCUGUGGACACUCCUCAGGCGAAGUGGCGGCUGCAUAUUCCGCCAAUAUUCUGUCACUUGAGGCAGCUAUGGUUGUAGCUUACUACCGCGGCUACCACAUGAGCCAGCAACAGGCGCCAGGAGGGGGAGACAAACCACAAGUCGUGGGCGGCAUGAUAGCAGUCGGCCUCAGCGAAACAAACACCACUUCUGAGUUGGCCAAAUUUAGAGGUCGCCUUUGCCUGGCAGCUGUGAAUUCAUCCUCCAGCGUCACCGUCUCAGGAGACCUGGAUGCCAUCGAGGAACUGCAUGCGGAUCUAUCAAGCCGUGGGGUGUUUGCGCGGAAGCUGCUUGUCCAGCAGGCGUUUCACUCACACCAUAUGGAGCCCCUUGCACCAGCAUAUGAGAAGGCGUUGCACGAGUGCGCCUUGUACAGAACGGAAACUGGGCCUUGGAAGGUUCGGAUGGUAUCCAGUGUCACAGCCAGAGUCGUUCGCGAUGGAGCUAUAGACGCCACGUACUGGGUUCGAAACAUGGUUGGUGCAGUGCGCUUUGCGGAUGCCCUCACAGGUGUCCUCCUGGACGAUGAUGAGGAGCAGGCCGUUGAUAUUCUAUUGGAAAUCGGGCCGCACCCUGCUCUCAAAGGCCCCUCAGAGCAGGUGGCAUCAGAGCUAAAGCUUGAUGUCUCCUAUCUUGCCUCUCUAAGUCGCAACCGGCCCGCCUUCGAGUGUCUCCUCGAGACGGCAGGCCAGCUCUUCGCCGCCAACUACCCUGUCGACCUCGUGGCUGUGAAUGCGGACCAGACCCAUCCGAGUACCUUUCUUACAGAUCUACCAAGCUACGCCUGGAACCACCGGCAUUACUGGACACCAACGACCCGCGCCAUGCGCAGCACGCAACACAGAAAGCACAACCAUACUAUUCUCGGGACCCCGGUGCCACACUCGACACCACAUAGUAUGCUGUGGCGCAACUACAUCCGUGUGUCCGAGAUCCCCUGGCUGGCUGGACAUGCCAUCGAAGGCGAGGUCGUGUUCCCCGGCUCGGGCUACCUUUCGUUGGCGGUCGAGGCCGCCGUGCGAUAUCCUACUAAUGAGGGAAAGACGGUAGCAAAGGUUGUGUUCAAAGACAUCGACAUCAAGUCCGCCAUGACACUCCGCGACAACGAGGUCGGCACGGAGAUGAUCCUAAGUUUGCAGCCUGCGACGACAUCUGCCAAGGGCUUCAGCGACGAGUGGCUCGAAUUUCAUAUCAGCAGCUUCGACGUGGAUGGCCACUAUUCUGAGCAUUGCCAUGGAUGGAUCUCCAUCGUCGCGGGGGAGCCACAGGCUGUCGAGCUAGACGGCUCGCUGCCUCGGUACCCGUCCGUCGAGGAGUUGAGGCAGAAAUCGACCAACAGGCCUAGCUGUGCUGAUCUGUACCGCCGACUCGAAAAGCGCGGGGUGCAAUACCGCGACGAGUUCAGAUUGCUUAAGGGCGACAUGGAUGACGGCGAAGGCUUUACGGUUGCCAAUCUCGAGUUUGACCCGAGCAUCUACAGAAUCGAGGGCCUGGACGAGGUAACACUUGUCCCACUGGCGCUUCUCGAUGCUGUCAUGCACUCCACGUGGUCCGGGUCUUCUGAUGGUUGGGAGUGGUGGCCGGACGAGGACGGCGUCGGUGUGCCCCGGUCGUACAAGUCUGUUGAGCUGGCGGGCCACCUACUCGCACGCUCGGCUUCUGGCUCAAAUGAGUUGCAAAAUUACACUAUUCGGACGUUUGGAGACAGAGUCGGAUUGAGGACUGUCAUCUCGCAGCUGCUGGUCUCGGAUGAGCAGGGUAGGCUUUGCAUCCACAUGCAGGACCAGGAGAGUACUUUCUUAAAGGAGGAACAAGGUUCGCUUGAGCGGAGGCUCUACUUCGAGCAGAAGUGGGAGAAGUCGGCUGAGUUUGACAAGAUCGUCCCAUCUAUUCUGGAAGAGCUCACUGUGGUUGUUUCUGGCAGUCCGUCGGAGAUGGAGGCCCGGGUCUUGAAUCAAGUCAAAGAUUUCGCACAGAAAAGAGACCAAAUCCGGAACUUGACCACUGUGCAGCUGGGACAGGAGUAUUAUUUUGAAGAAGGGCAUCAGAAUAUUAUUAUUCUUGCUUCAUUAUCCACUGACAUGACGUCGACGGAAGGGUUCGCUCGCUUCCGACAGUUGGCCUUGGAAGAGGAAAAGAACAUGAUUUGGGUGCUUCAGGGGACCUUUAUGGGUGCAACGAACCCAGAGAUGGCGAAGUUCGCUGGAUUCCUGAGAACAGCGAGGAACGAGAACCGCAUGUCCCGACUUGUUACUCUGGAUCUCGAUCCCGACACUCUAGUGACAACGACGCCAGAUGCGGGCGCAGCGAUUCUCAAGGCAUUGGACAAGAAUUUGGAUGAAGAAGAGGUCGCUGUUCGAGGCAACGCCGUAUUUGUUCCUCGGCUUGCAGUAGACGACGAACUCAACUCCAAGCUUGAUGACAGCAAGCCCAGCCGCCAGCCGCUCCCCGACGACACACCGGUCAACCUCGAGAUCGGCCACAUAGGCCGCCUCGAUACACUUUACUUCGCUCCCAAUGAGGACAUGCUCAAUGAGCCUCUCGGAGGUGACCAACUCGAGUUCAAAGUGGUAGCAUCAGCCCUCAACUUCCGCGACAUCGCCAUCGCCGUCGGUCUGAUCCAAGACUACCACUUUGGCGAAGAGUGCGCCGGCAUCGUGACCAAGGUCGGGUCCUCGGUCGACAAGGACAGCUUCAAGCCCGGCGACAGGAUCGUCGUCGCAGCUGGCGAGUGCAUCGGGAACUAUGCGCGGGCCGACGCCUGGCUGGCGCGAAAGAUUCCCUCGGGAGUGAGCGAUACGGCCGCGGCGAGUUUCCUUACCGUCACCAUGACAGCUCUCUACGCCCUGCACCACGUCGCCCGCCUGCAGGCCACCGAUACUAUCCUCAUUCACUCGGCGGCCGGCGGCGUCGGCCAGAUGGCUAUCCAGCUCGCGCAGGCCCGUGGGGCGCGCAUUCUCGCGACGUGCUCGCAGGGAAAGCGAGAAUUUCUUAAACGGCGAUUCGGCUUCUCUGACGAUCAAAUAUUCUCCUCGCGCGACGACUCGUUCAAAGCGGAUGCGCUGGCGGCGACGAACGGCCAGGGCGUCGACGUGGUUCUGAACUGCCUGUCGGGCAGGCUGCUCGAGGCGACGUGGAGGUGUCUCGCGCCUUUUGGCCGCUUCGUCGAGAUUGGCAAGCGAGAUGUUCACGAGAACGCAGGCCUGCCCAUGGAUGUCUUCCGGCGCAAUGUCAGCUUCUCUUCUAUUGACAUGGUGCUUGUCGUCCAGCGAGAUCGGAUCCUGACAGGUCGGCUUAUUGAUGAGGCGUGUGAGCUCGUGUUUGGGGGUCAAAUCCAGGUGCCGGAGAGCCUGCUUGAGGUGCCAUUCUCGGAUGUCGAGAGGGCUUUCAGGCUGAUACAACAGGGGAAGCAUAUUGGCAAGAUUAUAUUGGUUCCCGGGGAUAAGGAUGUGAUGCUCAAACCCAGGGGCUAUCAUCUUUUGGCCAAAUUGUUCGACCCGGACAAGAAGUACCUCGUUGCAGGAGGACUAGGUGGCCUGGGUCUGAAGCUUGCAGAGUGGAUGUACUUCAAAGGAGCCAGGAAAUUGUCAUUCUUCACCGUGUCAGCCCUCAGUCCGAAAGGCGAGCUGAGAGCAAGCGCACGGCGCACCGUCGCCUGGCUGAAGGAGCGCGGCUGUGAGAUUGAGAUAUAUCGAACGGAUGUGGCCAACCUGGGAGAGGUUCAGAAAGCCUUUGACAGCAUGGGACCGAUCGCUGGCGUGUUCCACCUGGCCAUGGUCCUCGCAGAUGUAUCGCUUCAGGGCAUGAGCUAUGAGCAGUGGGACAAGGUCAUUCGCGUCAAAUGUGCUGGAGCGUGGAAUCUACACCUGGCAACACAAAAUCGCCCUGUAGAUUUCUUCACGUGCUUCUCUUCCAUAUCCACUAUCGUGGGAAACCCGGGCCAAGCAAACUACAGUGCUGCUAACAGUUACCUGGACGGCCUGAUGGAUUGGCGCCGCGCUCAGGGCUGUGUGGGUGCAAGUAUCAAUGUCGCGGCCGUGUCAAGUGUUGGUGUUGCCGCCGAUCUGGGUCUCAAGUUCGAUGAGACAAUCAAUACGCAGGAGUUGAUGCUGCUUGUGGAAGAGGCCAUUCUCAGCGACCGCCGCUUCAUCGCUAGAGCACAAGGAGGCUGCAACCAUAAAGUCGACCGAAAGAGACUCAUUACUGGAGUCAGCGUCGACGGGCUAGCCUCGAAUCCAGAAACAAGCAAGAGACCGCUAUAUCGCAAGCUAUGUGCCAAUAUAGACAUCGGGCAGACCUCGUCGUCUGCGGCGGGGGCCGCUGCCACCCAGAGCCUAGCCAAGACCCUUGCAGGAACCGCGGAUGUAGAAGAGAGAUGCGCACUUCUCACCCAGCGAUUCAUGGAGAAGAUAUCGGCUGUGAUGGACAUCGAGAUGUCGCUGAUCGACCCAGCGAACCCUCCAACUGUGUACGGGCUUGACUCGAUUGUGGCGAUUGAGCUGCGCAAGUGGGUCAAGACAGAGACAAAGAUCGACCUACCGCUCUUUGAAUUGUUGGGAGGGAAGGCAAUCAAGGAUCUAGCUGCGUAUAUCGCGGCGCAGAUCGUCGUCACGACCGACGCCCAGUCGUCUUCGACUGGUCUUGCACCGCGCUCCAAGGUGACAACGAGCGGCCAGCAAGGAAAGACUGCCGGUGGAAAAUCUGCGGCGACGAACGGGACACCGAACGGCAUAAAUGGCAAGACUGAUACCGAGGUCAACGGCCCGAUCAACGGCUCGGUCGACACUGAAGCGCUUCUCGCAUGGUGGUCGCAAUAUCUGGCGGAUGCGCCUACCACGGACCCAUUUGCCAUGACCAAAGCUGAGCCUGCCUCUCAUUCAAAUGAUGCCCCUUCUGGUACGACAUGUACGACACCCAGCUACACGAUCCCAGCGAACCACGUUAAACGCAUGAAACGCAUAUGCAAACAGGACCUCACCAUCGCCUCUCACGGUACCGGGUCGGCAUUGGCACCAACAACACCGUUGAAGUUCAUCUUGGGCGCGUUGUGGGCAUAUAUGUUCCGAAGCAAUAGCGAGCAGGCUGGCGACACGCUGCUCGACGUGGUGACGGGUGGUAUCGAUGCUGAACCAGUGCCGGUGCGGCUGCGCUUGGCGUCGCAGUACAGAAAGAAUGCAAUGACGGUUGGCGAGCUGGUGAGACUAUCUGCACGAGAGCUGGACGCAGCACACGAGCAAUCUUUGGGUCUGGCUCACCAGGCCAUAGAUGAGCAAAUCGGGGCACGGCUGAGGAGGAGGCUUGUUGUGAGGCAAUGCGAGGAGGGCGAGCCGGGAACUGUCGGCAAGUCGGGAGCUGUGCUUGAGAUUGUGAGCAAGACUGAUGGAAUGCUGGGCCUGUCGAUGUGCUUCUCGCCGGAUGUCUACUCCGAGGACCGCGUCAAAGACGUCAUGAGUGGCUUCGUGGUAUUCUUGACUGAUGCAAUCCGGGACCACAGGAGUCCGGUUGACGUGUAA